AUGUCCCUGCCCACACUGCGGCAGCUGGCCAUGCAGAGCCUGCUAGAGGACCAGGCCUUGGCCAUCUCUGCUCUGGACGUCCUCCCCUUGGAUCUCUUCUCCACGCUGUGCAGAGAGGUGGUUGCCAAGAGACGCAUGGAGGUGCUGAAGGCCAUGGUGCAGGCCUGGCCCUUUGCCUGCCUCCCCCUGGGGGCCCUGGUGGGCUCAGCUGACCUGGAGAUCUUACAAGUCACCCUGGAGGGCCUUGAUGUGCUGCUUGAGCAGGGAGCGGGGCCCAGAUGCAAACUGCAAGUGUUAGAUCUGCAGAAUAUGUCCCUGAACAUCUGGACGUCAGGGUACAUAGCAAUGUCUCAAGCCUGCUCAGCAGCAGCCCUGACUGACAAGCCAGCAGCCAAUCACUGUGCAGCCCUGAGGGAGGAGCCCUCCUUCAGGAUAUUCUUGGAUGUCACCAUCAGUGAUGGCCCCUGGGAUUGUGUGCUGGCCCACGUGCUCCAGUGGGCGGAGACAAGAAGAGACCAGGUUCAGCUGUGCUCUAAGAAGCUGCAGGUUCUGUUUGCCUCCACCUCUGGCUCCACCUCUCAAAUACAAAGCACUCUUGGAGUGCUUCAUCUGGACUCCAUCCAGGAGCUGGUUGUGGAUGAUUUCUGGCAUCACAAAACACUGGAAAGUAUGGUUCCUUAUCUGACCCAGAUGAAGAACCUUCGCAAGCUUUCUCUGGCUAAGAUGAAAAUGGAAUGUUGUUCUUGCAUCUUGGAGAAUUUACUCAAAUACUUGUCUGAAGUGGUGCUGCAUGGAAAUCGCCAAAUUAAUGAAUGUGAAGGCUUCUUCCCUCAUGAGAAGCUGGAGAAGGUCUUCAGUCAGCUCAAGCACCUGCGUCUCAGGACUGUGUAUUUGGGUGACUUGGGUCCUGGGCCCCUCCGAGCUCUGUUGGAGAGAGUGUCUGGCACCCUGGAGGCCCUGGCCAUAGAGCACUGUGGGAUCACUGAGGCCCAGCUCUCUGCCAUCCUGCCCGCCCUGAGCCAGUGCUCCCAGCUGAGCUUCUUCAGCAUCUAUGGGAACCGCAUGUCCUUGGCUGCCCUGCAGAACCUGCUGAGCCACACAGCCAGGCUGAGGCAGUUGCAGCGAGGGCUGUAUCCGGCCCCUGUGGAGAGCUAUGACCACGAAUGUUUGUUGUAUGGAUGUGAAGUCAACAAGGAGAGAUUUGCCCAGGUUUGUGUGAGCUUGGUACAGAUCCUGAGGGACCUACAGCCAGCCCAUAAGGUCCAGAUCUGCACUUACUCAUGCACAGGCUGUAAAAAGAACCAGUUCUAUAACCUGGCCCCCAGUGACAGUUGGGUUUUAACAGAGGAAUAUUCCCUUACAAGGGACUUCAACUACUGUGGGGUUUGUGCCCAGGAAUAG
Molecule: messenger RNA, 1401 nt
Organism: Dipodomys spectabilis (banner-tailed kangaroo rat)
Lineage: Eukaryota; Metazoa; Chordata; Mammalia; Rodentia; Heteromyidae
Product: PRAME family member 8-like
Exons: 3
Coding region: 1-1401 (466 amino acids)
Biological process (GO): negative regulation of apoptotic process; negative regulation of DNA-templated transcription; positive regulation of cell population proliferation
Cellular component (GO): cytoplasm
Source: RefSeq, a predicted model, not a curated record